Molecule: messenger RNA, 3877 nt
Organism: Prosopis cineraria
Lineage: Eukaryota; Viridiplantae; Streptophyta; Magnoliopsida; Fabales; Fabaceae
Product: myosin-9
Exons: 24
Coding region: 1-3174 (1057 amino acids)
Biological process (GO): vesicle transport along actin filament; actin filament organization
Cellular component (GO): vesicle; myosin complex; cytoplasm
Molecular function (GO): actin filament binding; ATP binding; microfilament motor activity
Source: RefSeq, a predicted model, not a curated record
AUGUUACAGGGUAUUUCAGAAAACAUUGUUGUUGGUUCUCCCAUUUGGGUUGGUGAUCCAGAACAAGUUUGGAUUGAUGGAGAAGUACUGAAAAUUAAUGGGGAGGAAGCUGAGGUUCACACUAGUUUUGGGAAUACGGUUGUUGCCUGUUUGGCAAAAUUAUAUCCCAAGGAUGCAGAUGCUCCUGCUGAUGGAGUUGAUGACAUGACCAAGCUUGCUUAUUUGCAUGAACCAGCAGUGCUUCAUAAUUUAGCAACUAGAUACAAGAUGAAUGAGAUAUAUACCUACACUGGAAAUAUUCUUAUUGCUGUCAAUCCCUUUCAAAGUCUUUUGCACUUAUAUGACACUGAUGUGAUGCAACGGUACAAGGGAGCAAUGCAUGGAGAUUUAAGCCCUCAUGUUUUUGCUAUUGCUGAAGCUGCAUACAGGGCAAUGAUCAAUGAGGAGAAAAGCAAUGCUAUUCUUGUUAGUGGUGAGAGUGGAGCUGGUAAGACAGAAACCACCAAAAUGCUCAUGCGUUAUCUGGCUUAUUUGGGUGGAAAUGCUGCAGCUGAAGGGAGUAGUGUUGAACAACAAGUUUUAGAAUCAAACCCAGUUCUUGAAGCAUUUGGCAAUGCAAAAACCGUCAGAAAUAACAAUUCCAGUCGUUUUGGAAAAUUUGUUGAAAUUCAAUUCAAUAAGCAUGGAAAAAUAUCUGGCACAGCCAUUAGAACAUAUCUCCUAGAGAAAUCUCGUGUUUGCCAAAUCUCUGAUCCUGAGCGUAACUAUCACUGUUUUUACCUUCUCUGUGCUGCUCCCCCUGAGGAAAGGGAGAGAUAUAAGUUGGGAGAUCCUAAAUCAUUUCACUACCUUAAUCAAUCCAGUUGCUAUGAAUUAGAUGGUGUUAAUGCUGCCCAGGAGUACUUGAGCACGAAGAGAGCUAUGGAUGUAGUGGGAAUCAAUAGUGAAGAACAGGAUGCAAUUUUCAGAGUUGUGGCUGCUAUUCUUCAUCUUGGAAACAUUAAGUUUGAAAAAUCAGAAGAAGAUUCAUCAGUUUUAGCAGAUGAAGAAUCGAAGUCCCAUCUUGAAAUGACAGCAAAACUUCUCAAGUGUGUUCCAAGUGCUUUGGAAGAUGCACUUUGUAAGCGUAUGAUGAUUACCCCAGAAGAAGUCAUUAAGAGAAGUCUUGAUCCUCUUGCUGCGACAGUUAGCAGGGAUGGUUUAGCCAAGACAUUGUAUUCUCGGUUAUUUGACUGGUUAGUCCAAAAAAUUAAUGUCUCCAUUGGGCAGGACCCCAGCUCAAAUUGUAUAAUUGGAGUUCUUGACAUAUAUGGUUUUGAAAGCUUUCGAACUAAUAGUUUUGAGCAGUUUUGUAUUAAUUACACAAAUGAAAAGCUGCAGCAACACUUCAACCAGCAUGUGUUUAAGAUGGAGCAAGAGGAAUAUACAAAGGAAGGGAUUGAUUGGAGCUACCUUGAAUUUGUAGAUAAUCAAGAUGUAUUGGAUCUUAUUGAAAAGAAACCAGGUGGAAUUAUUGCUCUGCUUGAUGAGGCAUGCAUGUUUCCAAAGUCAACUCACGAAACAUUUUCACAAAAGCUUUACCAGACUUUCAAAAAUAACAAUCGCUUCAUCAAGCCAAAAUUAUCUCGAUCAGAUUUUACCAUUGUUCAUUAUGCAGGGGAGGUUCAGUAUCAGUCUGAACAGUUUUUAGACAAAAACAAAGACUACAUUGUUCCUGAACAUCAAGACAUGCUGAGUUCUUCCAAAUGUUUUUUUGUAGCAGGCCUUUUCCCCCCACUUUCUGAGGAGACAGCCAAAUCUGCUAAAUUUGCUUCUAUUGGUGCUCGCUUUAAGCUACAAUUACAACAACUAAUGGAUACGCUCAAAUGCACAGAGCCCCACUAUAUUAGAUGCGUGAAGCCAAAUAAUGAGUUAAAACCUGCUGUUUUUGAUAAUAUGAAUGUCAUCCAACAGCUUCGCUCUGGUGGUGUUCUUGAAGCAGUAAGAAUUAAAUGUGCUGGAUUUCCAACACACAGGACCUUUCGUGAUUUUUUAACUCGAGUGGCUCUUCUUGCUCCAGAGAUUGUCAAAGGAAACUCUGAUGAGAAAGAUUCAUGUAUAAAGAUUUUGCAGAAGAUUGGCCUUACAGGUUAUCAGAUAGGGGAAUCACAGAUAUUCUUGAGAGCCGGUCAGAUGGCUGAGUUAGAUGCUCAAAGGGCAUUCCUCCUUAACAACUCCGCUAUUGUUAUCCAGAAACGGAUCAAAACUUAUCUGGCUCAGACAAGAUAUGUCACACUGCAGAAGUCUUCUGUUUGUGUGCAAUCUUUUUGUAGAGGAGAAAUGGCUCGGAGAUCAUAUUAUCAAGUGAAGAGAAAUGCAGCUGCUGCCAGAAUUCAAAGGAAUAUUCGCGGAAAACUAGCAAGGAAAAAGUACAACCAAAUAUGUACUUCGGCCAUUGUAUUGCAGACAGGCUUCCGAGCUAUGGCCGCUCAUGUUGAAUUGAGACGUAGACUGGAAACAAGUGCAUCAAAUAAACUUCAGGUUGAGGAGAAAGCCGUUGAAAUGGAAUGCCAGGUUCAGGAGAAAGGAGUUGAAAUGGAAGGCCGGGUUAUGGAGAAAGCAGUGGAAAAUGAAAGCCCUUGUAUGAAAGAAUCCUUAAAUGAUUGUAAAGAUGCUGAAAGCAUUCAUGCUAUCAAAGAUUCCUCAAUUACUUUCCAAGACUCUCAGAAGAUUGAGGCUCUUACUGCAGAAGUUAUAAAUUUAAAGGUUAUGUUGCAUGCAGAAAAACAAAGAGCUGAUGAUUGUGAAAGGAAAUAUGUAGAAGCCCAAGAAUCUAGGGAAGAGUUAAGCAAAAAGCUAGCAGAAACAGAAAAAAGAGUACAUCAACUUCAAGACUCAUUGAACAGGAUGAUAUCUUCCAUGUCAAGCCAAGUUGCGGAACUGAAAUUGAUAUUAAAUACUUCAUCGAGAUUAAGUUCAACUUUUCGGCCUAUUGCGAGAGUUGAUGCUGCUUCCAGCAACUCUGAUACUUCAUCCACAGAUUCUGAUUUCACAGUUUCAGCACCAGCUUCAAAUGCAACCAAUCCGUCUAACACCCAGCCUAGUUCUAUUCAACUAGUUGUUCAGGGUGUCACUGCAGCGGAUGGUUCAGGAUCUGAAGGCGAAAAGGAGGGGUCAUUUGAUGAUUUCUUCUAGUAAACCUUGCAUCUCUCCUUUUUGCCUUAAUUUCCUUACUCUCUUAUUAAUUGGUGGAAACAAGAGGAAGGGGGGACUUGGCAUCGUUAUUAAGGCAUGUCUACUCGUAUGCUAAAGAUGCACUACAUACAAAUUUGUAGAUAUGCAGGUCGUUGAGGACCCUGUAGAUCAGUCAGCUAAAUCUAUUAAGAGACAAUCUAUGGUCAAAUUUUUUUUAGUGUUUUAUUAACUUUGUAGAUAUCCCUGCUUACUUCAUUCUUUUUAGUUAUUUCAUGAUGUCAAAUGGCAGAUAGAGUGAAAAUACGGUAUAUCCCUGCUGAGUUCCCUUGUUUUCUUGCCUUUUUUGGGUCGACAUCGUUAGGAAGCUGUAAUUCAAUCUGGCUGACGGUUCAUCACCUUAAUAGAAUUUGCUAGUAGUAAAGAUCAAAGAAUUUGCUAGUAGUGACUGUAGGAUCAGGAAUUCAGGAUCCUUCCAACACUCGAGAGAGACUGCUGGUGCAGGGUUGGCUCACGGUCUCAUUCCAGUACCCUUCCUUAUAGCGAAGAAAAUCCUGUUUCGUUACAUCGACCCUUCAAGGAACUUGUGGGAAACAUGGACUUUUUAUACAGCGCGGUACAUUGCGCUUGGCUUCUGGCGUCGUGAGUGAUAAAUUUUGUCAAGCUAUAGUAUGUACGUUACAUUUGUUAUUAUAUACUAUGCAGC